AUGGGAAAAAUGCAGGCAGUGCAGGAGAAGCUCCGAUCUACUCCUCCCGAGCUCACAUCUACUCGUCCCAAGCUCAGAUCUACUCCUCCCAAGCUCACAUCUACUCCUCCCGAGCUCAGAUCUAUCCCCCCCGAGCUCAGAUCUACUCCUCCCAAGCUCACAUCUACUCCUCCCGAGCUCAGAUCUACUCCUCCCGAGCUCAGAUCUACUCCUCCCGAGCUCACAUCUACUCCUCCCGAGCUCAGAUCUACUCCUCCCGAGCUCAGAUCUACUCCUCCCGAGCUCACAUCUACUCCUCCCGAGCUUAGAUCUACUCCUCCCGAGCUCACAUCUAUUCCUCCCCAUCUGCAACUCCAGCGCCCAGAUCUGCAUUCCCCGCGCUCAGAUCUGCAACUCCAGCGCCCAGAUCUGCAUUCCCCGCGCUCAGAUCUGCAACUCCAGCGCCCAGAUCUGCACUCCCUGCGACCAGAUCUACUCCUCCCGCGCCUAGAUCUGAUCAUUCCGCGCCCAGAUCUGGAUUCCGCGCCACCAGAUCUCCUCCUCCCGCGCCCAGAUCUGAACAUUUCGCACCCAGAUCUGCACUCCGCGCGCCCAGAUCUGCACUCCGCCCACCCAGAUCUGCCCUCCGCACGUCCAGAUCUGCACUCCGCACGCCCAGAUCUGCCCUCCGCGCGCCCAGAUCUGCCCUCCGCGCGACCAGAUCUGCAUCUCCCGCGCUGA
Molecule: messenger RNA, 720 nt
Organism: Closterium sp. Yama58-4
Lineage: Eukaryota; Viridiplantae; Streptophyta; Zygnematophyceae; Desmidiales; Closteriaceae
Source: the annotation of a GenBank genome assembly